This is a messenger RNA of Rhizophagus irregularis DAOM 181602=DAOM 197198, 970 nucleotides long. RefSeq lists its product as uncharacterized. The record is from RefSeq and is a predicted model, not a curated record. NCBI's taxonomy places the organism in Eukaryota, Fungi, Glomeromycota, Glomeromycetes, Glomerales, Glomeraceae.
CUUAAAUUUUGACGAAUAACAUUUUUUUUUUUUUUGAUAAGCGCUUUUUAUCAGUUUUUUUUUUUUCUGGUUAUUAUAAUUCACGUGAUAAACACGCAGUAAAAGAAGUAAAAGUAAAAGGAGAUCAUGGCUUAUAUUACACGUAUCUUUUAAUAGUGUGGCAUUUUACGAAUCGUUUACGUUUCAACUUUCCAAAAAGUUAUUCUAAAAAACGAAUGCUUUAUAGAAAGGAGUUUUUGAAAAACAAAAAAAAAUGGAUUACACUCCAACAAUUUUUUAUGCAUGUUGUACGAGUUGUUUAUACUUAGUCCAGGUCCCUACAGUCAUCCUUUGUACACUUUUUGAAAUCAUGAAAAUUAAUUUGUUUCAUAAACAUAAACUUCCUCUUAACGAACCUAUUGAAUAUAUUUAUCUUGCUCUAGUUAUCUUUACACUUGUUUCAACUGCAUUGACUGUAUACAUUCAAAAUUGUUUUGAUAAUUGGCAAAAAGUAGUAAAAUGGAUAAACAGAAUCUCAUCAUUAUUAUGGGUGUUAAUUCCAGUUUUAUAUACAUCUUUUACGAUUAAUGAAUUGAGUCCAAUUCCUUUUUCUUGUCCAAAAGAUUAUUCUUAUCCUAAUCCUUCAAAAAGUUAUUAUAAUGCUUGUUUGAUUAGAUUUUUAAAUUUAAUGCUUAUGUGGAUAAUGUUUUUGACUACAUUCUUUUUUACUGUGCUUGCUCUUAUUCCUGAACGUAAGAUUAAUGAUUUGUUUGGUGUCAAAUCGAACAUAAAAAAUGAUGACGAGAGAAAAGAAAGUGACGUGUAUGACGUGUAGUUUACUGUAUUUUUAUUAGAUUUAAAUAAAAUAAACUAAAAUUUUAACAAUUGUGAUUGUCAAAAAAUUGUCAAACAGGGGUAAUAUAAAACAGUAAAACGGGCAUGAUAAACAGCCCAAUAUUAUCUGAUACAUCAUUGAUAUAUAGUAAUCAAG